CCUUAGGGUUUUAGGAUGGAGCGCGAUGGCGAUGGCGAUGGCCAGGAAGAGGUUUGCUUCGAGAAUCUGGAUCGAGUGCCCCUCUUCGCCGUGAGGAAUGCGCCGGAGGAGACGCUCUUGCUGUGGUGCUUCCAGCAGCCGACCGCUGCACGGCACAAUGCGUUUGUCCAGCAAGAAUCGCUCCGCUUCACGAUCUCUGCCGCUGGCUAUGAUAUUCUGAUCCAUCAGGCACCGUCUUCGAUGCAAAAACCAGGUGUGACAGGCGCGGUGGUGUGGGAUUCGGCCGUGAUCCUCACGAAAUUUCUAGAGCACGCUGUGGAUAGCGGGACGCUCGAGCUCCAAGGGAAGAAAUGCGUGGAGCUCGGAGCUGGAUGCGGCCUUGCCGGAUGUGUUGCAGCGCUUCUCGGUGCCAGAGUCAUUCUCACGGACUUGCCGGAUCGCUUAAGACUUCUCCAGAAAAAUGUGGACGAGAACGUGAGCUGCUUUGCUGCUAGAGGCUCCGCUUGUGUGAGAGAGCUUUCGUGGGGAGAUGAAAUAGACAACGAGGUCAUCGAUCCAUCUCCAGAUUAUGUGAUUGCGUCGGAUGUGAUUUACAACGAGAAAGCUGUCCAAGAUCUUCUCGACACUCUGGAAAAGCUCUGCGACAGCAAAACGCUGGUGAUUAUCGCUGGUGAACUCCGAAAUGAUGCUGUGCUUGAGUAUUUUUUAGAACGCGCUCUCCAUCGUUUCUCGAUCGGGCGACUUGCGACGAACUUUUGGCACCCGUCCUACAAGAGUCAACGGGUGGUACUAUAUGCGUUGACUAGAAUCAGUAAAAAGUUCGAUGGGGAUAUUCGUCCUCUGGGGAUUUAUGGCUGUGAUCAUACCGAGAGCUGCAAUUACGUGCAAGAAAUUUAGCUUUGCAAGGAAGUUGCCGGUCUGGCGACAUUGUCUCCAAAGUACUACAGCUGCCUCUUCCACAAAAGUAUUUCAUUUCUUAGAAUACUUGGUAGUGGAGGAGAUUCAAUCUCUAUAAGUAAGCAGCUUACCUUUUUAUUUUUU
This is a messenger RNA of Selaginella moellendorffii, 1041 nucleotides long. Its product is annotated as protein N-lysine methyltransferase METTL21A. The record is from RefSeq and is a predicted model, not a curated record. Bases 16 to 897 code for a protein of 293 amino acids. The transcript is spliced from 5 exons. NCBI's taxonomy places the organism in Eukaryota, Viridiplantae, Streptophyta, Lycopodiopsida, Selaginellales, Selaginellaceae.